Molecule: messenger RNA, 663 nt
Organism: Lactuca saligna
Lineage: Eukaryota; Viridiplantae; Streptophyta; Magnoliopsida; Asterales; Asteraceae
Source: the annotation of a GenBank genome assembly
AUGAGAUCAACGAUGGCAGUGUACUCCGCUCAAUCUGAUUACGAUAUUGCAACGGAAGGUGAAUCAGAAGCAGAUAGAUUUUCUGAAUUUUUCUCUCUUGGUGGAACUCGUAAAAUAUGGAUUCCUGAGGAUGUUAAUGAUGUUAAACCAAAGUUGUUUAGCAAAUAUCUGAGUAUUGAAGAUGCGAUGGAUAUGUAUAGGGCUUACGCUGCUAAAGAUGGUUUUGAUGUAAGAAAAGGUUCUACAAAGAUACACACUAAGUCAUGUGUUCUUACUCAUCGAUCUAUGAUGUGCAAUAGAGAGGGAUUUCCUCAAACUGUGUAUGUGGACACAACUGAUUUAAAAAAUAAUAAACCUCACAGAAAUUCGAAUAUUAAAAGGAAAAGAUGUCCAACUUUUGCAAAAUUUAGAAGAGUAGGAAAUUCAGAUGUUUUUGAGCUAUACAAAUUUGAAGAAAGACAUAAUCAUGAUUUGGUUGCAAAAGAUUAUAGGCAUUUCUUGAGGUCUAAUAGGCAAUUGGACAACACUGCUCAAGAAUUCAUUGAAAAGAUGGCAAGGGUAAAAAUUGGUCCAAUGAAAGCAUACAAAAUAAUGCAAGAGCUAAAAGGGGCAAACAAUGUUGGAGGGACUGUUGAUGACUACAAGAAUCAGUCUAGAAAGUGA